CAAGACAGUAGGAACCAAGUCGCAAUGCUCAUAUGAACUUGCUGAGCUGGGGAAAGUCAAUGAUGUAGACUCCUCAAUGUGUCACUGUGCUGACUUCUCAACAUGCAGACGGACCUUACAGACCCUGACUUGGUCUGAUGGGACAGCUCUGGGAGGUGGUUGGCGGUGCUACUGGAGGGGGCAUUCUGGUACGGGAAGGCGAGAAACUUGGUUCAGCAGAACUGCCCCAGCGCCUCUCGACUGGUGCAAUCAUUCGCCAGAAGGAGCUAAAAGGUGAGCGACUCUGCUUUGACCUUGUUUGUGGCGAUGGGCCAACUACUGGCUGGGUCAGCCUCAAACUGAAGGGACGGGACUUGGUCGUACCCUACAAAGAUGGUGCGCCUUUUUGGCUAAAACCAAGCCGGGUAAAGGGCCGUGUCCUUUUCUUGUCUAUCCCCUGGAAGGGCCACAUUGUACACUUGCGACGAAUAGGCCAAUGGUUUUUGGGGCGUCCAAACUACCAAAUGCACUUCGCUUGCAUGCAGGGGGACAAGGAUGAGCUGGAGAAGUUGGGCUUCGAGGUGCAUGCCACAAACGAUGAUGAGAACAUUUGCUCAGACUUCUUCGCGGUCAUAGAGGAUGGCUUCCGGGAGAUUGUGCGUAGCUCCGCCACUGCGCAAUCUCAGGGUGGGAGCACAUUGUGGCUUCAUAUUGUAAGGCAUUUGGCGGACUUUGCAGAUAAGAAGCAGGACCCAAUGGCAUCUUUCUUGUCCUUCUGCUUUCGCGUUCUUUGUAUCGUCAAGCCAGACGUCGUAGUGUGCGAUGGUUUUUGCACAAUGAAUAACCUGGUGCCGGCUUGGUGCGAAGCUGAAAACAUCCGGCUGCUGCCAGUGCAUUCGCCAGGUAUUCCAGAGGACAUGGAGAAGAAUAUGGAGAAAGAGGGAGAAUCUAUUGAAACUCAGAGGAAGAUCCCACGAGAGAUUGAUGCAAAGGCUAUGGGGGUGUCCGUGGAGGUGAUCAAAGCCUUGGAGCAGAAAGUUGAUCCAAGUCAGAUGCCACAGGUGAAUUCAAAUGAGCUUACUCUCAUGGGGCUGAUGCUCACUGUUGGCAGCCUGCCACCAGAGAUGGUGGGUUUCAUGACAGCACCGUUGGCAAAGAAGCUGAAAGUUCCCAUCAAGGUUGCCAGUACUAUCUUGAAGAACUUGAAGACAGAUAACUAUGUUGCUGAGAUCUAUGCGAGCACCAGGAGUGUUGUCGGCCAAAAGACGUCGAAGGAGCGGGUCCUUUUCUGCAGUCCUUUGCUACCUCUCCCAAAGCCUCUGGAGGGUGGCCGGCUGCAAAGAGACCGCGAGAGCUUUGAGGCCACAGUGGCACCCAUUGAAAAGGAUCUCUUGGAGUGGCUGUUCUGCAAAGAACAUACUUCUCCUAUAGUUUAUGUUGCCUUCGGAAGCAUAGUGCGACCGAGCAAGGAGAUGAUAGAGAAGCUGGCCAAAGCGCUAGAUGGCGAUAGUUGGAGGGUUCUUUGGGUUUUGCCUCAGGAGAUUCAGAGUUUUCUUCCAACAGACAGGCCCAAUGCACGCCGCUGGCGGGUGGAAGCCUUUGUGCCCCAGGCAGAUGUUCUGAAAUGUGAGAGGAUCAGAUGCUUUCUGAGUCACAUGGGCGCGAAUAGUACCACUGAAUCGUUGGUUUGUAGUGUUCCUAUGCUUUGCUGCCCUUUCUACAUGGAUCAGUUCGAGUGGACUUGGACAGUCUGUGAGCACUUGGGAGCAGGGUUGCAGAUCGGCAAAGCCUCCAGCAUCGAAGAGAUUCAACUCAAACUGCGAAGGUUGUUGGAUGAGCCGCAGUUCACCGAGCGGGCUGCGUGGAUCUCGCAAGUCAUGCGUUCACAGGCGGAAGGAAUGCUUAGCAAGCUGGGGCCUGAUAUGGAGCCACCUGAAAAUACUCCUUUGGGCGUGGGUGCAUCAGUUGCAGCAGCGGUUAUUCUUGCAUCUUUAGUCAAGGAGCACUGCGUAUGUGCUCUGAAGAACGCCGUCAUUGCCAAACUUGAAGGUGACUCCGGAGGAAACAUGGAACUCGCUGGACAAGGUCUAGCUGCGACCCGUCCGGGAAUAAGCUGCAGCUUCCUACAGCAAUUUUGAAGGUCAUCGUGAGGUUCUUCAUCAUUCUUGUCCUGUGGACUCCGCUCCACGGUCGUGGUGAUCCUCUCCGGCCUGUACUCUGAGCUUGACGCCGUCCUUGGUCUUGAGCUUUGUUGGAUCCAGGUGGUUCACCUUCUGGAAGUCUAUUCCAUUCACGAGCAGUCCUGUUCGAGGUGCUGGGUGUUCAACUGACUUGACCGGCCUGCUGUCCCUGAAGACGGCCAACUUGCCGCUGAUCUCGUCCUUGACAAAUACUCUUGGCUCGAUCUUUGGAAUCGGUUGUCCAUUAGUGGUGGUGUUCCCAUUGGUCCCUCCAUUGGAUCCCGCUCCUUGCGCCUCCUCUUCCGACAUGGCAAUUGCCGGAUGGAGUGAUGAAAACUCAACAGAAAAUGGGGAUGCCCUGCAUACCAAAACCCUAGGAUCAGACCCAUCACCCUAUGAUCUAUCCUAGACAUCCUACCAAUCUGAAUGACCCUUGGCCUUGUCCAGCUUGAGCCACCGUUUUGGUGGAUGGGCUUCAUGAAGCUGAUGGACCAUGUUCAUUCAUUGAACACCCACAAAUAACACACAUAUAUAUAUAUAUACAUACACGAUAUGUAUAGUCAUUGAUCCCAAGAUUAGAGGCGUAUCCGUUGACGGAACGUUUGACUUUUCCAAAGCAUGUUGUCAAUCUACGCUUGUUGAGGUUACUGUAUAUCUCCGUGAGUUCAAACAGACUGCGUGUUGGACUGCGUUGUGAGGCUGUAGAAGAGACCACCAAGGCAGCUGAGGCGGCAGUUCCCAAGCCUUAAUUGCAGGAGCUUGAGUUUGGCUACAACACUUGAGAAGGUCUAAGCGGCAAUAUGCAAACUUGCAAUAAUGCAAAAUCAUCCUGAGAAUGGAAGGAUAUUCGACUCCCGGCAUGGGUGGACCUGCAGAGUUGCCAUGUCCUCCGAAGGACAAUGGAGCAAGCCCCUUCUGACUUGGCUAUAGUUGUGUAUUCAGAUCAGUUUGCUUGCCUCUCCGUUUGAAGGCGGCCUUGGUUGAAGAAUCCUGGAGGUUGUGUAGUGUGGUUUGUGUAAAUGAAGCUCAAUAUACCUCCGAUCCAUCGCUUCAUUCGAAGAAGCAAGGUGCCUAGGUGCCCUAGCGUGACUCGCUUUUCUGGAAAAGGCUGUGUGUAGGGAAGUUGUGACGGAUUAAACUGCUGCAAAGGUGAUAUUAGGUUGAAAAACCUCGCAGCAAGGUUUGCUGAUCGAACGGUAGGCGUGUCCAAAUGUAC
Durusdinium trenchii is the source of this 3375-nucleotide messenger RNA. The record is from the annotation of a GenBank genome assembly. Lineage: Eukaryota; Dinophyceae; Suessiales; Symbiodiniaceae.